AACCAGCAAAUAUACUUUCCUUUUCCACCCUCUCUAUUUUUGUUUUAUUUUAUUCAAUUUGAUCAUCUUCUUCUCAUGGCGUCCGAUAAUCCUAUGGACAAGAACACCGUUUUCAGAAAACUCAGCGAAUCCGAUAACAAGAUGUGUUUUGAUUGCAAUGCGAAGAACCACUGGGCGUCGGUAACGUACGGGAUCUUUCUAUGCAUCGAUUGCUCUGCUGUUCACCGGAGUCUCGGUGUACACAUCAGCUUCGUUAGGUCGACAAAUUUAGACUCAUGGAGUACUGAGCAGUUGAAAACGAUGAUGUUUGGAGGUAACAACCGUGCACAGGCUUUUUUUAAGCAGCAUGGAUGGAAUGGUGGGGGCAAAAUUGAGGCCAAGUAUACUUCAAGAGCUGCUGAGAUGUACAAGCAGAUACUUGCGAAAGAAGUUGCUAAAAGUAUGGCAGAAGAGGUGGGUUUACCAUCAUCACCUGUUGCUUCUCAGUUGGCACAAGCAGCUAAUGGACUUUCAGAUGUUAAGAUCCUGGAAGAUCCAAAAGAAAGUUGUAUAGGAAGGCAAGAAAGUCAUGUGGGAAAGCAAGAAAUUCAUGAUGUCCCUGUUUCACCAAAAGUUUCUCAUACAGUUGUUGCCAGUACUGUCAAAAAGCCUCUUGGUGCGAAGAGAACAGGGAAGACUAGUGGCCUUGGUGCACGAAAGCUUACUACAAAGACAAGUGAAAGUCUCUAUGACCAGAAACCUGAAGAACCAACUGUCCCAGUUGCCACAUCAACUAGCAACACUCCGCCUGCUGGUUCGUCUUUUGCAUCUCGCUUCGAGUAUGUGGAAAAUGUCCAAUCUGCUGAGUUGAGUUCUGGUGGCCCUCAAGUGCUUAGCCAUGUAGCUCCACCAAAGUCAACAAGCUUCUUUGCAGAUUAUGGAAUGGACAAUGGUUUUCAAAAGAAAGCUAGUUCCUCAAAAGUGCAGAUUCAAGAAACUGAUGAAGCAAGGAAGAAGUUCUCAAAUGCAAAAGCUAUAUCAUCAGCCCAAUUUUUUGGGGAUCAAAGCAAAGCUAUGGACCUUGAUUCUCAAGUUACUUUGCAGAAGUUCUCUAGUUCAUCGGCAAUCUCUAGUGCUGAUCUUUUUGGUCACGAUGCUGAUAAUUCCUCUAUUGACCUUGCUGCUAGUGACCUCAUCAAUCGACUCUCAUUCCAGGCACAACAAGACAUCUCCUCCCUUAAGAACAUUGCCGGAGAGACUGGGAAGAAGCUAAGCUCCUUGGCAUCCAGUUUAAUGACAGAUCUUCAGGACAGAAUCCUCUAAUUAUGUAAUAGAUAUUGUCCUUGCUCAAAUAUAUCUGCAGUUUGUUACAUUACCAGCCAACUUCUUAUGUAGGGAAUGUAAAAUGAGUCGAUCAUACAAUUCUUUUUGAAGACAAAUAAAUUUUUAGAAC
This is a messenger RNA of Pistacia vera, 1432 nucleotides long. Its product is annotated as probable ADP-ribosylation factor GTPase-activating protein AGD8. The record is from RefSeq and is a predicted model, not a curated record. NCBI's taxonomy places the organism in Eukaryota, Viridiplantae, Streptophyta, Magnoliopsida, Sapindales, Anacardiaceae. Gene Ontology annotation, biological process: COPI coating of Golgi vesicle. Gene Ontology annotation, molecular function: GTPase activator activity.